CCGCGCUUUUGCCUGGGCGGCUUUGGAGCCCGCCGGGAGCUCGGACCGAGGCGCCUCGCUGGGGCGGGACCUUUCCUCGCCUAGGGCAACUUCAUACUUGUGAAUCAUGUCUGAUAACGGAGAACUGGAAGACAAGCCUCCAGCACCUCCUGUGCGGAUGAGCAGUACCAUUUUUAGCACUGGAGGCAAAGACCCUUUGUCAGCUAAUCACAGUUUGAAACCUUUGCCCUCCGUUCCAGAGGAAAAAAAGCCCAGGAAUAAAAUCAUCUCUAUAUUUUCAAGUACAGAGAAAGGAAGUAAGAAGAAAGAAAAGGAACGGCCAGAAAUUUCUCCUCCAUCUGAUUUUGAACACACCAUACAUGUUGGCUUUGAUGCUGUUACUGGAGAAUUCACUGGCAUGCCAGAACAGUGGGCUAGAUUAUUACAGACCUCCAAUAUCACCAAACUAGAGCAAAAGAAGAAUCCUCAGGCUGUGCUGGAUGUCUUAAAGUUCUAUGACUCCAACACAGUGAAGCAGAAAUACCUGAGCUGUACUCCUCCUGAGAAAGAUGGCUUCCCCUCUGGAACACCAGCACUGAAUACAAAGGGCUCAGAAACAUCAACAGUAGUAACAGAGGAAGAAGAUGAUGAUGAAGAGGCUCCUCCUCCUGUUAUUGCUCCAAGACCAGAUCAUACAAAAUCAAUUUACACAAGAUCUGUAAUUGACCCUAUUCCUGUGCCAGUUGGAGAUUCUAAUGUUGAUAGUGGUGCCAAGUCUUCAGACAAACAGAAGAAGAAGACCAAGAUGACAGAUGAAGAGAUUAUGGAGAAAUUAAGAACUAUUGUCAGCAUAGGUGACCCUAAGAAAAAAUAUACAAGAUAUGAAAAAAUUGGUCAAGGGGCUUCUGGUACGGUUUUUACUGCUACUGAUGUUGCAUUGGGACAGGAGGUUGCUAUCAAACAGAUAAAUUUGCAGAAACAGCCAAAGAAAGAAUUGAUCAUUAAUGAAAUUUUAGUGAUGAAAGAAUUAAAGAAUCCCAACAUAGUUAACUUCUUGGACAGUUACCUGAUGGGAGAUGAAUUGUUUGUGGUAAUGGAGUACCUUGCUGGUGGGUCACUUACUGAUGUUGUAACAGAAACCUGUAUGGAUGAAGCACAGAUUGCUGCUGUAUGCAGAGAGUGUUUACAGGCAUUGGAGUUUUUACAUGCUAAUCAAGUGAUCCACAGAGACAUCAAGAGUGACAAUGUGCUUUUGGGGAUGGAAGGAUCAGUUAAACUUACUGACUUUGGUUUCUGUGCCCAGAUCACCCCUGAACAGAGCAAGCGAAGUACCAUGGUUGGAACACCUUAUUGGAUGGCACCAGAGGUGGUUACCAGGAAAGCUUAUGGUCCUAAAGUGGACAUAUGGUCUUUGGGUAUCAUGGCAAUUGAGAUGGUAGAAGGAGAGCCUCCCUACCUCAAUGAAAAUCCCUUGAGGGCCUUGUACCUGAUAGCCACUAAUGGAACCCCAGAACUCCAGAAUCCAGAGAAACUAUCCCCAAUAUUUCGGGAUUUCUUAAAUCGCUGUUUGGAGAUGGAUGUGGAAAAAAGGGGUUCAGCCAAAGAAUUGUUACAGCAUCCUUUCUUGAAACUGGCCAAACCAUUAUCUAGCUUGACACCGCUGAUCAUGGCAGCUAAAGAAGCAAUGAAGAGUAACCGUUAACAUCAUUGUGAUGGCCUCAUAUUCUUUUUUCCAUUUUCUAAAAGAAGUCUUUUAAUAUAUGAAAAUUUUACUCUCUUCGAGGGUUUGAAAGAAGUGGUAUGCAUAACAUGGAGGAAAACCACAAACUACUCCUUGAAGAAAACAGAGAAAAUUGCAAAAAAGAAUUAUGACUUUCAAAUGAACCCCUUCUUUAGGGUCCAAAAGUAAUUGUGGACUGAAUCACUAGCCUUACUUAAGUCUUUGUCUUUCUGCAGACAGCCCAUCGGGGCCAUUUAUCAUGCUUGAGAUUUGCAUUUUGUUUUAUUUUGCUGACUUUGUUGUAAUAGAUCCCAUUCAUUAUCUCCUUUGGGGUAUUUUCAAUACUUGAAUGGCAGAUUUGAGUUUUUCAUAGUAUUUGUUUCAUCUGCUAGUUCUUUUCCUUCUUCUUCAUAGCUUUUUCCUUGACUUGUUCAUUUGGAGUUGCCUUGAGAAAAUUUUCUUAUGCCUAAAUUCAAGGCAAGUGUGAUAGAAAUUAUGUAGCCCCUUAUAUUGGCAAAGGGGCUCAAUGUGGUUAACUUUGUAUAGAAGUUAGGACCAGCUAUUGUUACAUGUAAUAUUUCAGUUCAGUAUUUGAACUGAAGGAAGGGGAGAAACGUAUAUGAUUUUUACCUUUUUUAACAAAUGUGAAAGAGUCAGUUUUAGAAAUUUCAUGGUAGUGAGUUGUUUGGCAUUUGUUACAUGUAUAGAGAGAAGACUAAUCUAUAUUUAUAACUAAAUCAUUGAAACAGAAAAAGAGUCCCAUUGACUAUUUGUCCUUAUGAUUUUUGUCUUCCUUUCUGCCUGCUCCCUCCUCAGAUUAGGUUUCAAGAACCAAAGUGAUUUGUUCUUGUUCCAACUUGGGCCUUAUGAGUUUGCUUGGUGCCGCUACUUUAGGUUACCCACCUGUUUUUCUUCAUUUUGCAAAUAAGUUUCUGUAUAUGUUGUAAAUUUAGGUCCAGGUUGGGUUUUUGUUUUAAUUAACCCUCUUCCUCACCCAGUGUCAAAUAAUACAAUAAUUAUUGAAGGUUUGGAAUUUAAAAGUUAACUUUUCUUUCCCCCUCUCACCCUCACCCUCCUUCACAUAUCCCUUCUCCCCGCCGACCCCCACCCCCCAUUUAUAGGAGAAAAAUAUUUGGGUGUAGCAGAGACAGAAAGAGAGGCUUGAAUUUUGGUGCACUCAAAAAUAAUUAGAUGAGAUUAUAUUUGUAAAAGGAGAGAAAUGUCAGUUACAUAGAGGAGUAGUUUGUGAUCAGUAAACCAUAGAGAUUUGCCAUAAAUUACAUUGUUCCCAACCCAUUACCAACAUCUUUCUGGCUACAAGAACAUAAGUGACAAAGUACUUAUCUUAAUGAAUUCAUGGAUCAUUUAGAUUUUUUUCAAAGGAAUAGAUUAUAUUCAUUUAAGAAACUGUAGAAAGGAAGAUACGAAAAGUGAAAUGUGCUUGAUAAUAGUAAUACUUCUUUUAUUUUAAAGGUUUUAAAAAAAAAAGGUCUGUGACCCUAUAGCAUUAAUUAUUAGAGUGCCCUCUCCUGUCCUUUCCUCUCUGCUCCACUCCUCUUGUUUGUUUGUUUGUUUGUUUUAUUUUGG
Messenger RNA from Choloepus didactylus (southern two-toed sloth), 3286 nucleotides. Its product is annotated as serine/threonine-protein kinase PAK 2. Lineage: Eukaryota; Metazoa; Chordata; Mammalia; Pilosa; Megalonychidae. Gene Ontology annotation, molecular function: ATP binding; protein serine/threonine kinase activity. Gene Ontology annotation, biological process: intracellular signal transduction; protein phosphorylation; regulation of MAPK cascade. The transcript has a single exon. Gene Ontology annotation, cellular component: cytoplasm. The record is from RefSeq and is a predicted model, not a curated record. The coding region runs from base 107 to 1681 and encodes 524 amino acids.